CCGGGCGAUCGGCGCAUCCUCUCUGGUGUAUCAGGAGGCGUGAAGAGAGGGCAGACCAUGGCCAUCCUAGGCGCGUCGGGCGCGGGCAAGACGACGCUGCUCAAUGUCCUCUCGGCGCGUCUGGACUCCCUUGGUACCCUCUCGGGAAAGGUCCUCUUCAUGGGUCGACCGCGAGACAAGACUACUUGGAAGCGGACAGUUGCCUUUGUUGAGCAAGAUGACAUCAUGCUAGGCUAUCUCACAGUGGAAGAGCAGCUUCUAUACAGCGCCAAGAUCCGUUUGCCCUCUAAACUUUACGACAACAAGACAAAGUUACAAAGAGUUGAGGAUACCAUUUCGAUGCUGCGUCUAGAGAAGUGUCGAGACACCCGCAUUGGAGACGCUCAGACAAGAGGUGUGAGCGGGGGUGAGCGCAAGAGGACAGCAAUCGGCGUCGAGCUCGUGACCAAUUCUCAAUUACUGCUGCUAGACGAGCCCACCUCCGGUCUAGACGCCUUUGCAGCGCAUUCCGUCAUCGAGAAUGUGCGCAAUGCUGCUCGAGAAAGAGAUUUAGCAUGUGUCAUGACCAUUCAUCAGCCCUCGUGGGCAUUGCUCAACCUCUUUGACGUCGUUCAACUCUUGGCACAGGGAAAAGUCUACUACGAUGGUACUCCAGAGGACACAAUUGCUUGGUUUGCCAGCAUCGGCUACGAGGUGCCAAAGGGCGCUAAUCCCGUCGACUACUUUAUCACCAUUGCGGAGAAUCCUGGAAAGACGGAAGAGGGAGAGAAGAGGAUUCAGGAUCUCAUUGCUUCGUGGGCUACCAGGCCUCAGGCUCAGAGAGCUAGCAAUGCUAGCGAGGAUGCAGUUGCUAAAAAUCAUCAAGAUGACUCGGUCAAUCGAGAGUGGCCGGCACCCUGGCUGGCUGAGCUAAGGGUCUUGACAGUGCGCAACUAUCUAUCCGUGGUCCGCGACUUGCUACCACUCUAUGCAUCGAUAGGACAGAACAUCGUCCUAUUGAUCAUCAUCGGCUUCGCCUUCUUCAGGCUAGGUCGGUCACAAUCUGCUGUACUAGCGCGCAUCGGCGUCCUCUAUUAUCUUGCCAUCAACACCGCCUUCACAGUCCUCUUCCCUGUCCUCACCCCACUAGCCCUCCAGCGAGCCCUAAUGAAGCGCGAGCGCUCCUCGGGGGCCUAUCGCAUGUCGAGUUUCAUCGUCGCAAAGAUCCUCGUUGAUGUUCCCAGCAACGUCCUGAGGAUCUUGCCCUUUUUUGUCAUCCUCUACUGGAUGAUUGGAUUGAGGGCAAAUGCCGCGGCGUACUUCUUGUUCAUUGCCAUCAAUUCCAUGCAGGUGGUCAUGGCUGUAUGCAUGGGUCUCCUCAUCGGCUGUCUCUCCCCCACCAUCGAGGUGGGUCAGAUCAUUGCUCCCCUAAUAAACGUCAUCUUCCUCCUCUUCGGUGGGAACCUCCUCCCCGCUCCACCUCCCUGGUUCAUCUGGCUCCGAUACACCUCUCCCAUCACCUACGUCUACGCUGCCCUUUCCCAAAACGAGUAUCGUGGUCAAACUUUUGACUGUGAUGUAAAGGAUGCAGCGCAACAGUGUUACACUACGGGAGAGCAGGUGUUGGAGCAGUACAACCUGCAAGACUUUUCCAUUGCGGCAAAUGUGGGAUUUGUGGCUGCACUCGCAGUCGUUUGUGCACUUUUGGCGUAUGUGGCGCUGCGGGUGGUCGCGAGGCCGCGAUUUCGAUUCAUCUAGAAAUCGAUGGGAUGGAGGACGAUGGGACUGCCUUUGUCAUCUCCUGUGCCUUUUUUUGCAAAGCCUCCUACCGUUGCAGCAAGACUUGUACAGUACUUAUCGCCAUCGGCCACACUGUCGCAGGAGCAAUAGAAGAAGAUUCAUAUCUGUAGUGUCUAUAC
Microstroma glucosiphilum is the source of this 1898-nucleotide messenger RNA. RefSeq lists its product as hypothetical. The record is from RefSeq and is a predicted model, not a curated record. Gene Ontology annotation, molecular function: ABC-type transporter activity; ATP binding; ATP hydrolysis activity. Gene Ontology annotation, cellular component: membrane. The transcript has 5 exons. Bases 58 to 1737 code for a protein of 559 amino acids. NCBI's taxonomy places the organism in Eukaryota, Fungi, Basidiomycota, Exobasidiomycetes, Microstromatales, Microstromataceae.